GGGGUAUACUUGAGAUUUCGUGGUGAGAAAGACUUCACUUCUUCCAAAAUUUUCGUCUUGGACAUCAGACAGUUGUGGUUGUUUUUAUUUCGAGAGUUAGCCCUCACGUCGAGUUCCAGGCAGUGCCUGUCGUGGAGUAUCACCGACUGGUCCGUCAGCUAUGAGUGCCAAGAAAGUUUCGUCUUUAGCCGACUUGAGAGUGCCUGAGCUGAAGAGGCUACUCCGUGAACAUGGCUUACCCCUUUCCGGAAAGAAGGACGAACUGAUUGGGAGAUUAAAGACAUUUGCGAAAACUUCAGGCCGUGCUGAAAGUAGCUUUCUAUCGCCACCGGUACAAGGCAACGUCAGUAAUCCCCCAGCACAGUCACAACCACCGCCUAUACCACUAUCCACAGAGUCGAUAGAAGUGACCCGUACGAAAAGCAAGCUUCCAGUCGACCCGAACUUGUGGAAGCCCUUGGUUGACAUUCGGACUGCCUUGCCGAUGUUCACCAUGGCCAACAUGGUGGCUUAUUUCAUUUAUGGUCAGUCCACUGAUGGGAGCCGAAUGAACUUCAAGGCUGUAAAUGAGCAUGCCCUGCUUCUAUUCAGCAAUGGAUUGGUGCAGGCCAUUAAAGGUGCAGUGGAUCCCGAAGAGCAAGGAACAAUGUAUCUCCGCUGCAUUGUGCUGGCAGAAAUGAAACAACAAAAAACCUAUACCCUAUACAUGAAGCUGGACAGAUAUGCAGAGGUCCUGUACGCAGAGUGUGGCUGUCCUGCUGGCCGCCCUCCUCACGCUUCCUGCAAACACCUUGCGGCAUUUGCGUAUGCUCUUGAGGAGUUUGUGCGGCUGGGGUACCACCGGUCAGCAUUGACUUGCACGGAAGAGGCCAGCAAAUGGAAUGUGCCACGGAGCAAGAAGGUUGAAGUGUGCCUGCUAAAGGAUCUGGUGUUUAAAAAGGCUGCGUACAGCAAGAGCAGCGCAACGCCGGUAGCUGCUGCACGGAAGGAACUGGACAAGCCACUUGCCCCACCUCGGCUGCCAUCAACUGCCUUGCUGACUUUCGCCAAGAACGUAAACGAACUUAGUACCCGCGGCGUGGCAAUGGCUUUCACCCACGUUCUGCCGUCCGAGUCAACGCUGGUUGCAAGGGUGGAACGCAUUGCACGGGCGAAAGAACAGCAGCAGGCGUGUCGUGAGUUGCGGGCUGAAGGCACAGAUAAGGCUUCUAAGGGUGCAUCCUGUGAACCUAGUCCUAGUGGUGAACCUAGUCUCAGUGGUGAACAUAGUCCAAGUGGUGAACCUGACACGCAACUUACCCGAGAGGAAGUGAAUCCGCAGUCGCUCAUGGAUGUGACUGGGAAUGCUAGUGACAACAGACAAGUGCAAGAGUACCCCCUGCCUUGGGGUGGCUCUCACCGGACAGAAGAUGGCAAACAGUUCUAUUUUAGCAAUACGUGCCCACUGGACAAUGGCUUGAUGUUUUGUUUUACUCUCCUCAGCAGCAAUGACAUAUAUAUUCAUGAAUUUAGAGACGCAGCUAAAAGUGGGAACCGCGCAGCUCAUGCCCUGCUGGAUAUGUGUGGGUUCAUUGACAUUGGCGAACCAGGCGCAGCGAAGUACAUCUGGUGGCACGCCCUUGAACUUCUAGGCCUUCCCCGAGUACCCUGUGAUGGACAGAACAUUAAUUUCUAUGGUUCAGAAGCAGAUCGGUUUGUUAUAGCGUUUAAUCAAUCGUUUUGUCUUCCGUCAGUAUCCUACGAAUGUGACACGUGCAAUGUGAAGAAAGAUGUCGUCACUCCAGAAAUCUUUAUCUCUGCAGAUGGAGACCUAUCUCACCUGCCUGGGCCGGACCAGGUAAAGGUGAUGUUGAAUGCCUGGUUUUUUCCGGGAAGUCAGCCUUGUCGUUGUGGUGGUGUGCGCUCGUAUUCUCGACGGAGGUUGCAGGUGCUACGUGGCUCCAGAGUGGGGUGUUCUGUGGCAUUCUUUUGCUGCAUUUGCCGCGAAAUGGUUGGUCGGCACACAAUUUAUUCUGCUGCAGAUUUUCCUUUACAGGUUGAAGUGCCAGGCACUGAUUCCGGCCGCCUGACUGCAUACCGGUUGCUGGGUGUGACCUAUGGAAAUGGUCAACAUUUUGUGUCUCAUAUUCAUGAAAAUGGCACGUUUUAUUUCUACGAUGGCAUGAAUGCAGCCACAGGGGGGCGGCCUCAGGCUGUGGUUGGCCCUCCAGUGGCUCCAGCUGGCUAUCAGCUUGGCCACAUUAUGUAUGCUGCAGUUGUACCGGCAUGAAGAGCAUAUUUUAUGUGAGAAUUUUCAUGAUCUGUCACUCAUAAUGUCGUAAUGAGAAUGGAUACUUGUUGGGUGUGUACGGCAUCACAUCUGCUUGGGAGCACGGCUCCAGAGCAGAACAUCUUUAGUCACAGAAAAGUGAAGGCCCAUUCCAAGUCCGAUGUAACAAACAAACACCAAAAUAUCCUACAAUGUACUGCAUUAGAUGCCUAACGGAGUAAGGUGUGCUGUCCUGAAGGCAACAAUACAGGCUACAUAAGGAGGCGCACAGAUCACAAGUAAUGCAAUGUCGACAGUAUACAAAUUCAAUGG
This is a messenger RNA of Sycon ciliatum, 2581 nucleotides long. RefSeq lists its product as uncharacterized. NCBI's taxonomy places the organism in Eukaryota, Metazoa, Porifera, Calcarea, Leucosolenida, Sycettidae. The record is from RefSeq and is a predicted model, not a curated record. Bases 161 to 2269 code for a protein of 702 amino acids. The transcript is spliced from 2 exons. Gene Ontology annotation, molecular function: zinc ion binding.